Molecule: messenger RNA, 786 nt
Organism: Westerdykella ornata
Lineage: Eukaryota; Fungi; Ascomycota; Dothideomycetes; Pleosporales; Sporormiaceae
Product: nagb/rpia/CoA transferase-like protein
Exons: 1
Coding region: 1-786 (261 amino acids)
Biological process (GO): pentose-phosphate shunt; carbohydrate metabolic process
Molecular function (GO): 6-phosphogluconolactonase activity
Source: RefSeq, a predicted model, not a curated record
AUGGGCAAGCCUCCGAAUCUUUACGCCUUCGAAGGCGCAGACGACCUCGCUUCCAAUCUUCGCGCCUACGUUAUCGACGCACAAAAUAGCGCCGUAGACCGCCAUGGAGUCUUCCGCGUCGCCGUCUCGGGUGGCUCCUUGCCCAAGAUUCUCGCAAAAGCACUCCUCGAGGUCAAAGACGACAGGAAAGUGAACUUCGACAAAUGGGAGGUCUUCUUCGCCGACGAGCGCGCCGUCCCGCUGGACCACGAGGACAGCAAUUAUAGGCUGGUGAAGGAGGAGAUUCUCGACAAGAUACCCGCAGAACUCGGCAAGCCGACCGUCUACCCCAUUGAUGUCAAAUACCUCGAUGAUAUACAGGAGAUGGCCGAUCAGUACGAGCAGACUCUGGUCGGCGUAUUCGCAGCUCGCGACAGUGUCAAACUUCCCAUGUUUGACCUGCUCCUGCUCGGCUGUGGGCCUGACGGGCAUACCUGCAGCCUGUUCCCCGGGUCUCCGCUCCUGCGGGAAACUGAUGCCUGGGUUCUUCCCAUUUCCGACUCCCCGAAGCCGCCGCCCAAACGGAUUACCCUCUCACUUCCAGUCGCCUCGCAUGGGAUCAAGAUCGCUUUCGUCGCAACCGGUGCCGGGAAGAAGGAUGUCAUGAAGCAAAUCUUUGACACAGAAGAGGGCCGGCAGCUACCUUGCGGCCUCAUCAAUACCUACGCCCAGGACAGAGUCAGCUGGUUUGUCGACUUCCCGGCCAUCGAGGGUGUGUCUUUCCCAUCCCGCCGUGGCAGCCUAUAG